Messenger RNA from Puccinia graminis f. sp. tritici CRL 75-36-700-3, 1632 nucleotides. RefSeq lists its product as uncharacterized. The record is from RefSeq and is a predicted model, not a curated record. The transcript is spliced from 3 exons. The coding region runs from base 1 to 1632 and encodes 543 amino acids. NCBI's taxonomy places the organism in Eukaryota, Fungi, Basidiomycota, Pucciniomycetes, Pucciniales, Pucciniaceae.
AUGUACCCCGCCUUUUUCUCGCAUUCUCGUUCUCUAUGCUGCUUGGUUUGGUGCGUUAUUAGGCUAGUUGCGGCUCCAGAUCCAACGAAGUUCGCUUCCGCUUGGUGGGAUGACGGUCCGUCAGAGGAAGUCACGCUGCCUUCGGCACACGAGCUUUUGGCCGCCUUCUCGCACGAUCCUGCUUUGCAAAUUCAUCAGCCUGAAUGGAGACAACGUCGCCCAGAAGCCACAAUGCAGAUGCUCCCGGUCUUGCGACCAGAAUUGCCAGGAAGUCCGUCGCUGGGGCAUCAUUUAAUUGCAAACCCUGCUUUCUUCCAUGACGUUUCACUGGACUCAUCACUAAUCCCAAGCCUGAGGGGCCAUCAAGACGGCCCAUUAAAAGCUUCUAUAUCCGGCCCUGAUCCAAUAUUCAGUUAUCAUCCUGACGAAUCAAGUGCUCCAGGUGUCGCUAGCUUUUCCAGCAAUGUGCGUUCCACAGACAAUAGUGACGUUGAACGGGAUAGCUAUGUCACUCAUAACACGCCCAUCCCCGACGACAGCUCAUUCGUGAAAAUACCUCAGAUCGUGUCCAGUGAAGACAUUGCGCACCAUAUAGCCGGCCAGCCUUGGGUUCACUUUGCCUUAAAUCAGCUUGAUUCAGUACCAAACGCUUCCCCGUUCGAUGUCGCGACAAUGGUCCGGGAACCAAUCCCCAGGAAAUCGGUCAGACACGACAAAUCGAAAGUUUUAUCUGAUUCCAAUCUCAACACUACUCCUGCUCAAUCGCACACUCUAGCCUUCACUAGCACAUCCACUGCGAAGCAAAGCAAUCGGGAUGACACUAAGGCUCAGGCACCCAUGCAAGUGGAUAACCCAGUCGUGGAAGUAACUCCUGAGAUAAUACCCGGUGAUCAAAAUGAGCGUCAUCAACAAUCAACACAAGUGUCUCGUUUAGUUUACUCGAAUUCGCCAUUGGAUAUCAUCAGGAAUGGGUCUCCCAUCAGCAAAUUGGAGACCAAAAAAGUCAGGCUAAAAGGCCGCAGGAAAAGCCAUCUCAAUGACCAGCUACACGUUCAUCGAUUCCUUCUCAAGCAUUACGAUGACCAAUUUUUUAAUACAGUCAACUCGAAGGAGUUUUUUUCGAAAAAGACUACUCAAAAAUUCCAGUACCCCGAUUUCCCUCUUGCGAUGGCUGAACCGCAACGUCCAGGUCUUGGUUACAUCAUCAGAGUCAUCUGUGCUUCAGAUCAAAGCCAUCUACAGUCACCUGAUGUGUUGGUUUCGCAAUACAAGUAUUUGAUCAAAUGUAUUCACGAUUUCCACGAAGCGCGCUUGAACACGUUAGAUAUCCCAAUAUACGUACACAGACUACAGCAUCAAAAAAUGUUUGACUGGCUCUACAAAGAGGCGUUCGAAAAUCCUGUUCCCCUUAUGGGGCUGAAGAAUACAGCGGUGCCAGAAUGGGGAAAAGACGAUAUACUCAAGAGUACCCAGGUAGAAUUAUUACGUGUCUUAUCUCAGAAUACGAUCGACUAUCCGAUUACACUAUCCGCGGCUACUAAGCUGUUCCAGACCUUCAUAGAUAAUCAACCGGAUGACUCGGGUGAGUCGGCAGUUUUCAUUCAAGUCGAGCCAGUUCCUGAUUGGAAGUGA